Emiliania huxleyi CCMP1516 is the source of this 294-nucleotide messenger RNA. RefSeq lists its product as hypothetical. The annotation marks the transcript as partial. Lineage: Eukaryota; Haptophyta; Isochrysidales; Noelaerhabdaceae. The record is from RefSeq and is a predicted model, not a curated record. The transcript has a single exon.
AUGUACGCGUCCUCCGCCAUAGCUGCGCGCUGGCUGUCAGUGUCCGACCCGGGCGGCGCUGCCGAGGGCGACCUCGACGGCGGGCGCGAGUGGACACCAGAGGCGCUCGACGACGAGUGGGCGGAGCUUCUCGCAGCUCUCCCGAACGUCGAUGAAGAUCGCAUCCAUGCGGCGCUGCUGGGUGGCGUGCCAGACGCGAAACGCCCGCGCGUCUGGCUGGAGUUUUCCGGCGCCGCGCAGGCUAUGGCUGCGCGUCCCACGCUGUACGCCGACCUGUUGGAGCAGGUUGCCGCA